AUGGCGGCAUCUCUGUUCACCUACUCAUCAACAUCUCGAAGAGUCACUCCUGCCCCAAACUCUCCUCCACUUCCAAUUCACAUCAAGGCCACCAAUGUAGUAUUCAACCCUGACAUUCCAGAGGUUCAUCGUGGUCUUGGACUCGAUGAUUUCGUCAAUUUCUUGACUUCUUGCCGCCUCCGAUACGCAAUCAGUGACGUACCAUCCGAGUUCUUCCCUGAACAAGUAUGUGAGUUUUACUAUACUGCAACAGUUAAUGAAGAAAACAAUGCCAUCACCGGAACAAUUGGCCAUGGCAGACACUCCGUCUUUAUCACUGCAGAGCUUCUCAGCGCUGCUUUACGAUUACCUCUGUUCGAACCUUUUUCUGAACCCCCAACUAUUGAAAGAUGUAAACGCAUGUUUGAUCAACUGGGCUAUGAUCAUUCAAAGGCUGGUACUCGAUCAGCCCUUAUUUUGCGUCAGUGCAUGACCGCAGGAUGGAAGUUUUUCACUGGUGCCUUGUGCAAGUGUGUGGGCCAUAAGUCUCGGAGUGGUGAUCAAUUGAGUAAUUAUGAGCAACAAGUCGUCUGCUCUCUUCUUCUCAACAAAAGACUGGAUUAUGGGGCACUUUUCUUUGAUCAGCUUGUUCAACUUCUACGUGCAAAUGUGCGUGCUGAUCAUGUUCCCUUUCCUCGCUGGAUUGCCCUGGUGUUCGACAAAUUCUUCGCUGCUGAUUAUUUUUCUCACUCUGGGAAUCCAAUCCAAUGCCCUCGCAUGUCCGUUCGCAUGUAUCAGGAUGAUCCUUUGGAUUCAGACAUUGGGAUCUCAGAUAGGAUGAGAGAAUGGAUUGCUCAUCCAUACACUAUGCCUUCUCUCUCAGCUGAUACUGAUGACGGAGGUGCUGAUGGUGAUCAUGUGGAUCCUGCUGAUCAAGAAGUGGAUCGUUAUGAUGGCGGUCAUUCUUCUCAAGGGAUGCCUCUCUCUCCGGGGGAGCAUUCAUCCCCAGUAGCUCGCCACUUCUCUCCAAGGAUGCAAUCCAGCUUUCCAGUUGCUCCAGGAACAUCCAUGAUUCAAAUUCCUGCUUCCGCAUUCUCUGAACUGAUGUCACUGACUCGGGACAUGAGUCAGCGUCUGCUUAAUAUUGAGGCUGAUGUUCAGCAAAUCAAGGAGGUUCUUUUACUUACUCCUGCUUCUCGUCCCAUAUCCGAUGAUGUUCAAAAAGGGGGAGAUACUGAUGAUCACAUUGAUGAUCACGCUGAUGAUCAUGCUGAUAGCGAUCAACAUGCUCAUGAUGAUGAAGAUCAAAAUGAAAAAGGGGGAGAUACUGAUGAUCACGCUGAUGAUCACGCUGAUGAUCAUGCUGAUAGCGAUCAAAAUGCUCAUGAUGAUGAAGAUCAAAAUGAAAAAGACACAGCAACUAGUGACAACAGUAUUCUUCAGCAUGACUCACUCAACCCCGUUGAAGAAGCUGAUCCUGCGGGACAUGAUAGUCCAGCAGCUACUGAAAGGUUAUCUGAUGAUAGUGAGCAUAAUGAUGAACACGAAUCUGAUUCUGCGGGGCAUAGUAGUCCAGCAGCCACUGAGAAAUUAUUUGAAGAUAGUGAUGAUGACGAAGAGCGUGAUAAACCUGAUGAUGAAUGUCAAAUUUUUGACAUGAACUUUAUUGAUCCUCUCAUUCCAGAUCAGCAAGAAAGCUUAGAUGAUCUUGAAGAAUCUAUUCCGAUACUUGCCGAUCCUAUUGCUGAUUCAAUCAUUCCGGUCCAAGGAGAAGAUUCGGACAUUGCCAUCCAGGGCUCAGUCUUCUCAACCUCCUCCUAG
Molecule: messenger RNA, 1800 nt
Organism: Lactuca saligna
Lineage: Eukaryota; Viridiplantae; Streptophyta; Magnoliopsida; Asterales; Asteraceae
Source: the annotation of a GenBank genome assembly